This is a messenger RNA of Amyelois transitella, 1002 nucleotides long. Its product is annotated as cuticle protein-like. The transcript has 5 exons. Gene Ontology annotation, cellular component: extracellular matrix. Bases 1 to 1002 code for a protein of 333 amino acids. Lineage: Eukaryota; Metazoa; Arthropoda; Insecta; Lepidoptera; Pyralidae. The record is from RefSeq and is a predicted model, not a curated record.
AUGGUAAUUCCCCCAUUGGCAUGCGCAUUACCAGGGAAAAUAGCCGGGGAGAGAAUAAAUUUGAUAAACAUCGCGCUCAACUCGAAAUUGGCAGAUUUGUUAAGCGAGUCUCUGACUGCAGAAGUGAAGAGCAAAAUAAAGACAUGUUUGACAUUUGGAGCAAUCGGCAGCAAAUCUAAAGCUGCACCACUUAUGAAAUGCGGCAAAUUGCAUUCUGCAUAUCGGACGCAAUAUGCGUUGACCGUGAUAACCACGCCUUCGGUGUUAGAAGUUCGUAUAAAAGCAUGCAUCCCAGCAUCAGUGUUAAUAGUCGUGCUCGCCUUAGCAGCGGUGGCUCAUAGUUCGGUGUUGCCAUUGGAUCACGCCGCUGUAGAACUAGCUGAACCAGAAAGAGCAGAUGUCACGAGUUUCUCAUACGACGUAGCAGACCCGUACACUGGCGAUGUCAAGAGCCAAUCAGAAACCCGCGUUGGAGGUACAGUGCAAGGGCAAUAUUCACUGCUUGACGCUGACGGCACCAGAAGAACAGUUGACUACGCUGCCGAUGAUCUCAAUGGAUUCAACGCUGUCGUGAAGAAAGAUGCUGUUGGUAUUGCGGCUCCAGUUUUUGCUCAACGCGCUGUUGUUGCUCCAGCGUUGACUCACAGUGUAUCUGCUCCACUCGUGUCAGCCGUUCCAAAUUAUGUGAACACUGGAGCUGUAGUUUCUGCUCGUACCGUCGCCGCUCCUUCUGUCUACGCCGCUUCGGCUCCCCUCGUAUCCCGCCCAGUUUUGAAUGGAGCAUCUCUCGUUGCCACACAUAAUUUAGCAGCCCCAGUCUUAACUGGUACUAGUCCUUUAGUCAGUGCUCGUACUUUAGUCGCACCCUCUGCUUACACUGGUGCUAAUCUUAUUUCGCCGCGUACCGUAGCGGCACCUUCUGUUCUUACUGGUGUAGCUCCUGUUUUAGCUACGCUUUGUCGGACAGUCGACCUUGCAUUUCCGGAGGCUGAUGUCAAGUGA